AUGCCUCCUAUACCUUCACCCCCAGCCCUGCCCAGGAUCAUCACCUACUACCAAACCCACCACAGCCCAGACGGCAAGCCCAUCUCGGCCCUCCCGCUGCUGACCCAGCCGGGCAUCCGCCUAACCCACCUCAUCCUGGCCGCCAUCCACAUCAACGGCGACCCGCACGGCAUCACGCUCAACGACCACCCGCCCUCGCACCCGCGCUUCCACACCCUGUGGGCCGAGCUGCGCGUCCUGCAGGCCAGCGGCGUGCGCGUGCUGGGCAUGCUGGGCGGCGCCGCCAAGGGCACCUACGCGCCCGACCGCCUCGGCGCCGACGACGACGCCACCUUCGAGCGCUACUACGCGCCGUUGCGGGACCUGGUGCGCGAGCGCGGACUCGACGGCCUGGACCUCGACGUCGAGGAGGACAUGAGCCUCGGCGCCGCCGUCAGGCUCAUCGACCGCCUCAGGGCCGACUUUGGCCCGGACUUCAUCAUCACGCUCGCGCCGGUCGCGGCUGCGCUGCUGGAUUACAGGAAGAACCUCAGUGGGUUUGACUAUGAGGCUUUGGAGGUCAUGAAGGGCCGGGAGAUUGCGUGGUAUAAUUGCCAGUUUUACUGCGGAUGGGGCGAUUGCUCCAACCCAAUCAUGUACGAGAUGCUGCUCAUGAAGGGCUGGGCCCCAGAGAAGAUCGUCGUCGGCCUCGUUACGAACCCGGAGAACGGCGGCGGCUUUAUCCCCUUCGACAUCCUGGCCUCGGUCAUACCGCUCAUGGUCGGCCAGCACGCCCGGUUCGGUGGCGUUAUGGGCUGGGAGUACUUCAACAGCCUGCCGGGCGGGCGCGACCGGCCCUGGGAGUGGGCGCAGUGGAUGACCCGCGUGCUGAGGGGUGACAGGACAAUGGCACCUGAGGUCGUGAUGCCCGUCGGCAAGGUCGACGCGCCGCCUGUGGGGGGCACUACUCCUGGCCAAGAUGAAGGCGUCGCGGACCCUGAUGAUAGCAGAGGCAAGGAGGCACCGCUUCCUGCUGCGUUCGAUUACUACUCGGAUGGGUCACUCGAUGAGUGA
This is a messenger RNA of Diaporthe amygdali, 1053 nucleotides long. RefSeq names its product glycoside hydrolase family 18 protein. Gene Ontology annotation, cellular component: extracellular region. The transcript is spliced from 2 exons. Gene Ontology annotation, molecular function: chitinase activity. NCBI's taxonomy places the organism in Eukaryota, Fungi, Ascomycota, Sordariomycetes, Diaporthales, Diaporthaceae. The coding region runs from base 1 to 1053 and encodes 350 amino acids. Gene Ontology annotation, biological process: carbohydrate metabolic process. The record is from RefSeq and is a predicted model, not a curated record.